CGAUCAGAGGGUCAAGGCUGGUAUGGUACCUUACACUUGGACUGUGUAAUGUACUGUAUUGAAUGAUACGAAAAUUAUCUCCGCGGGCUCCUUCCGACGUCAUGUCCCUCCGAGUUUACGCGCAAUAGCAUUUACUUUCACCGAGCCAGGCAAAAUCAAACAAGACUUGAUUGACUCCAACCCCUCCUGCUCCAGGCCUUUCACAUAAUUGCCACCGCGAAUUGCAGCUUUUCCUGAGACAGCCACAGCAAGAUGACCGAGCCUCUCCCAUCAUCUUUCGAGGAACAUCCUCAAUUCCAGGAGGAGACUUCCCUCCAAAAGUUCCGCAGACGACUCAAGGAAGAGCCUCUGAUUCCGCUAGGAUGUGCUGCCACUUCCUACGCGCUUUACCGGGCCUACCGGUCGAUGAAGGUCGGCGACUCGGUCGAAAUGAAUAAGAUGUUCCGUGCCCGUAUCUACGGCCAGUUUUUCACCCUUAUCGCCGUGGUUGCCGGAGGCAUGUAUUACAAGACCGAGCGCACACAACGGAGGGAAUUCGAGCAGAUGGUGGAGGCGCGCAAGAGUCAGGAGAAGCGGGACGCUUGGCUGCGAGAGUUGGAGAUUCGAGACCAGGAGGAUCGGGGCUGGCGGGAGCGUCAUGCGGCUAUUGAGGCUGCGGCGAAUGAAGCUGCUCAGGCUAAGAAACAGGUUGCAGAACAGGAUGCUGCUCGGUCGGCUAUUGAGCCCUCUGAGGAGAAGUCCAUUGGGGUGUUGAGUGCCGUGAGGGAAUUGCUGUCAAGGCAGAAGUAAGGCUGGCAAAAGCAGGUGUCUUGAAAUUGUAUUUCUUACGUGAUUCUCAUUGAUCUGGGUAUCAUACUGUACAUAUAUAUAUACGUUCGAUUUGAAAUAACACUCUCCGUAUCUUAUC
Molecule: messenger RNA, 907 nt
Organism: Aspergillus ibericus CBS 121593
Lineage: Eukaryota; Fungi; Ascomycota; Eurotiomycetes; Eurotiales; Aspergillaceae
Gene: rcf1
Product: respiratory supercomplex assembly factor RCF1
Exons: 4
Coding region: 253-789 (178 amino acids)
Biological process (GO): mitochondrial respirasome assembly
Cellular component (GO): mitochondrion
Source: RefSeq, a predicted model, not a curated record